This is a messenger RNA of Cebus imitator (Panamanian white-faced capuchin), 1300 nucleotides long. It is a transcript of the gene GPIHBP1, whose product is annotated as glycosylphosphatidylinositol anchored high density lipoprotein binding protein 1. NCBI's taxonomy places the organism in Eukaryota, Metazoa, Chordata, Mammalia, Primates, Cebidae. The record is from RefSeq and is a predicted model, not a curated record. The coding region runs from base 656 to 1207 and encodes 183 amino acids. The transcript has 6 exons. Gene Ontology annotation, molecular function: acetylcholine receptor inhibitor activity.
ACAGGUGGCUGGCCAGAAAAUGCCCCACCCCACCCGUUGAAAGUUGGGGAAACUGAGGUCUCAGAAGGCGAACACAAUCCUGGAGCACAGGGACCUCCAGGGACCCCCAGCAGGGGCUUAGGGAGAAGGAGGGGAUGAGGCUGGAGUCCCCAGGCCAGAGGGGUGUGGAUGGCCCAAGCUCCAAAGCACACAGAUGUUCAGGCUUGACCCUGGCUCCGGGCUUCCGUCCAACCCUGGCCGCUGCCCCACCCCUCUGCUGCACUGGGGAGAGGGGCAGCUCAGAGCCCUCUGCAUCCUCCCCUAGGGGCUCUGCAUCCGCUUUGGUGGAGGGGGUUGGUUCGGGGAGAGGCCUCGAGGUGCCAAGCCUCUCCCAGAGCAGCCGUCUCUCACAGAAGGGCAGAAGGCAGGUGAGGCUGAUGGCUUUCCCAGCUGGAGGCCGAGGAAGCAGGCUCAGCAGCUCUGGAAAGCUCUCCACAGGACACAAGCAGGAACAGCACUGCAGACAGAGGGAACAGCAGGGGCAAAGAAUGGAGGUGGCAGUGAGGGACAGCCAGGAGGCCUCGGGCCCAGCAAGCACACUGCUGAGUGGGGUGAGGAGGAGCUCCAGAGCCCCACACAAGGACUCAGAGUCAGGGACACAGCAGCGUCCGGCGAGAUGAAGGCGCUCGGACCUGUCCUGCUUGUCCUGCUGCUAUGCGGGCGGCCAGGGAGAGGGCAGGCACAGCAGAAGGAAGAGGAGGAGGAUGACGACUACAGGCCAGAUGGCUACGACGAGGAGGAUGAGGACGAGGUGGAAGAGGAGACCAACAGGCUCCCUGGUGGCAGGGACAGAGUGCUGCUGCGGUGCUACACCUGCCAGUCCCUGCCCAGGGACGAACACUGUAACCUGACGCAGAACUGCUGGCAUGGCCAGACCUGCACCACCCUCAUUGCCCACGGGAACACAGAGUCAGGCCUCCUGACCACCCACUCCACCUGGUGUACAGACAGCUGCCAGCCCUUCAACAAGACGGUCAAGGGGACCCAGAUGACCAUGACCUGCUGCCAGUCCAGCCUGUGCAACGUCCCGCCCUGGCAGAGCUCCCGAGUCCAGGACCCACUGGGCAAGGAGGCAGGCAGCCCCCGGGACAGCUCCAAAACUGUGGGCACGGCCCUCCUGCUCACCCUCCUCGCCGGCCUUGGUGCAAUAGAGGCUGGGAGACCCUGACCCACCCCAGGAGACCCUGACCACGGCCCCUCGCCACCCCCAGGAGAACCUGACCACAGCCCCUCCCCAACCCCAAGAGACCCUCACCACAGC